This is a messenger RNA of Seriola dumerili (greater amberjack), 5657 nucleotides long. It is a transcript of the gene epn2, whose product is annotated as epsin 2. The coding region runs from base 500 to 2335 and encodes 611 amino acids. Lineage: Eukaryota; Metazoa; Chordata; Actinopteri; Carangiformes; Carangidae. Gene Ontology annotation, biological process: endocytosis. Gene Ontology annotation, molecular function: clathrin binding; phospholipid binding. Gene Ontology annotation, cellular component: endosome; plasma membrane; clathrin vesicle coat. The transcript is spliced from 10 exons. The record is from RefSeq and is a predicted model, not a curated record.
AGGCGCAACAAGCUCCUUGAACGCCGAAAUAAGUACUCUAUCUUGAUUUUUUCCUUGGAAUUGGCGUAACUUGUGUAUGGGUCUAUAUUCCAGGACUAAAAGUAGAACCCGACGCAGCACAAAAGAUAUGGUGAUGGCGUGGUCAUGUGUGCAGCCAGCGCCGUUUGUGUGGAGAUGGUUUUAACAGACGCUGUUCUGGAGGACUCAGGAACGCUACACUGGCCUGGAGAAGCCUCAUAGACAAACACAGGCACACAACACACACACAGACCUGUAUACAAAAAAGACUUCCACUUACACACUCCACUUCUGUGCCGUGAGAAAGGACGCAGACACACGGACACGUAACACAAGCUUCACCUGAAGCGCACACACACACAUUCACAUCCUCUGUGAGUGUUAGCUGCUCUUCUUUAGACAGCUUUUUGUGUCCCAGCUCCUCUCUUGUGUGAGAGUGUACAUUGUAUUUCUUCCUGUCUGUCCCAUCUCCACCGCCACCAUGCCGAGCUCCACCAUCCGCCGGCAGAUGAAGAACAUGGUGAACAACUACUCUGAUGCUGAGAAGAAAGUGAGAGAGGCCACUUCCAAUGACCCCUGGGGCCCAUCGUCUUCCCUCAUGUCUGAGAUCGCAGACCUUACCUACAACGUGGUGGCCUUCAGUGAAAUCAUGAGCAUGAUCUGGAAACGGCUCAACGACCACGGCAAGAACUGGCGUCACGUCUACAAGGCGCUCACCCUGCUCGACUACCUGAUCAAGACGGGCUCAGAGCGGGUGGCGCUGCAAUGCAAAGAGAACAUCUUCGCCAUCCAGACUCUGAAGGACUUCCAGUACAUCGACAGAGAUGGCAAAGACCAGGGCAUCAAUGUCAGGGAGAAGAGCAAGCAGCUAGUGGUCCUGCUCAAAGAUGAGGACCGCCUAAAAGGGGAAAGGUCUCAGGCUUUGAAGACCAAAGAGCGCAUGGCCCAGGUGUCCACAGGGAGCAGUCAGAUGGGUUUUGGCCGAGGAUCAUCUCAGCCCAACCUCUCUACUUCCUACAGUGAAGAGUACGGCAGGUCAGAGGGCUCACCUGCCUCUUACCAUGGCUCCACGUCUCCCAAUACGGGCUCAGAGCUGGAGCAGGCCAGACCUCAGACCAGUGGAGAGGAGGAGCUACAGCUGCAACUGGCUCUGGCCAUGAGCAGAGAGGCUGCAGAGCAGGAGGAGCGCAUACGGAGAGGGGACGACCUGAGAUUACAGAUGGCCUUGGAGGAGAGCAAGAAAGAAGGCCCAGGCUCGGCAAAACUGCCCAAGAAGAAGAAGGAGCCACAGUCGUCUUUGAUGGAUCUGAUGGAUGUCCCAGAGCCUGGCGCCAGUGCUGACCCCUGGGGCGCAGGGGCCGGAGCUGGAGCUGGAGCUGGAGCUGGAGCUGGAGCUGGAGCUGGAGCUGGAGCUGGAGCCGGAGCCGGAGCUGGAGCCGGAGCUGGAGCUGGAGCUGGGGCUGCUGCUGCAUCAGCAGACCCCUGGCAGCCUUACGGGUCUGCCCCUAAGCCAGCAGCCCCAGUGGAUCCAUGGGGUGCUCCCCCUUCUGUCCCACCCAUGAAGAGCAAUGAUCCCUGGGCACCAAACUCCACUCCUGCCUCUGAUCCCUGGAGCUCUGCAGCUGCCCGCCCCAAAACAUCCAACCCAGGUAGCUUUGACCUGUUCAGUGCAUCCAACGGUACGUCCAAAGAGGACUUCUCAGAGUUUGACAGCCUGCGCUCCUCCUCCUCUGUCCCCACUGGUGAUGGGGGCGUAGCAUCCUCUGUCCCCUCCCAAGCCAGUCUUGCCAGCAGCAGCAGCCUGGACCUCUUCGACCCCCUUCCCACCUCCGCCUCUAUCACUACAAACCCAACCAGAAAGACUCCCGAGUCCUUCUUGGGUCCUAAUGCUGCCCUGGUCAAUCUGGACUCCCUGGUGUCCAAACCAGCCCAGCCUGCGCCAGUCGUCAACCCAUUCUUGGCUUCAACAGGUGGCUCCGCUCCAGCUGCAGCAGCCCACGCCAACCCCUUCCAAGUGAGCCAGCCAGCUCCCCCCACCCUCAACCAGAUGCGGGUCAGCCCCAUGCCAGCCGGCUUCGGCAACAUCACCGAGCCAAUGGCCCUCUCCUCCAUUCCUGCUCAGCCCAUCACCAUGGUGCCCGUGGCAGGGAUGGCCCCCAUGGGCCGCGUGAUGCCAGGAAUGGGGGUCGGCCCCGUCGGAAGUGUGGGGAUGAGCCCGGGGAUCCCGGCCUCCAUGUCCAUGCCUCAGCCCCUGAUGAGCAUGCCCCCCCAGGCUGGGACGCAGCCUGCGGGAACCACCAACCCCUUCCUUUUGUGAGGGGGUGACUGGGGUGACGACUUGCUCCAGAGUUACCCCUCUUCUCUCUCUUUCUCUCUCUUCCACUUUGGCUCCUUAAGAAGCUUGAAAAUGAACAAGGAGAUGUCUUAUCCCAUUUAUCCCUUUUAUAACCAACUCCUACCCAGGUCGUAGUCCCAGCCCGCCCUCCUCCUACCUUACCACACUCCUUCUCCUCUGUUUCUUCCUCUCUAUGCUACAAGCUGCCUAGUCCUGUGUGUUCCAUACUGAUCUGACGACGAUGUUGGUGACCACAAAGAGUUUGCAUCUGUCUUCAGACUUACAGAGUAGCAAUGGUGUUUACAGUUUUUUUCCACAGAGGCAGGACAGGACCCAGUCUCUCGUCCCUGUCCUCCUCUCAUUCACUCGCCUCCUCUCUCCCUAACUUCUUCCCUUAGGACUGCUCCUUUCUUCUUCUGUGGUGGAGUGACAGGAGAGUAUGACUGUACUAACGCCAGGAUCUUAUCUUUUCACUAGAGCUAAUCUUUUAUAAGCCCUGUCAGCUGGUGUCUGUUGUGUGUGUGUGUGUGUGGGUGUGUGUGUGUGUGUGUGUGUGGGUUUGCAUGUGUGUAUGAGAGCGCACAUCUCAGUACUUUUACACUGUGUAUAUUCCAGUGGGUUUUACUUACACACUGGAGUAAGGAUGAGAGAUGGUCAGAUGUGUUUAUACUCUGUUAUACUCCGUGUGUGUAUGUGUGUGUUACUAAGCAGGGAUUUUGCACAAUUUUUUUCUUUCUUUUUUUUUUUUCCGCAACUGUUGGGCUCACCGUUACACCUUAGCUUAGGGAGGGAGGCUAGCCGCUAAAACAGCCGAGAUGACACACAUGCCUCGGCUCUCGGUACCACUCAGUCACAACUCUCGUCUGGUCACUUCCUGUCACCUUGGACCUUUUCCUGACCCUCCACAUGAACUUUGACCUCCGGGGGUCUCGGGAUUAACAUGGACACCUAUCAAAAGAGAUGAACCCCUUGUCCAAGGGGUUGAAAAGAUGCGUAAAUGCAAUUUGUGUUUUUAUGUGUGUGCUCAUGCGCAGCGUUAAUGCUCAGAUACUAACAGCCACAUGGUGAUGUAUGUGUCACUCCCCCAGUGUGUGUUUAGAGAAAAAGACAUGAACUGUGAUGGCAUCAGUAUUUUGCUAUCUGAACAUGCGGUGGAUGCAGUGGGGCAUCGUGGGACAGUUUUUUUCCGUUUUAGUUUGUUUCAAGGGUCAAAGGGAAGAGAUGGGUUGUGUUUGUGUGCGCAGUUUGCAUGAAUGAUAUGUUUAGCUUCCAAGUGUACUUUAAUGAGCAACUUUUUCAUUUGUCACUUAGUAAAGUGGAAACUGAAUUAGAAUUUGCUGAAGUUAGUGCAAGUCAAAACAAGGGGUAAUGUAGGCAUCUGCAGCCUUAAGUGUGUGUAUGUGUGUAUGACUGUGUCUCUGGUUGCAUGUGUUAUGUGUGUGUGUGUGUGUGUGUAUGCAACCAUCUAUCAAAGAGGUUGUGAAGAGAGCUCUGGGUUUAAAGGGCACGUCAGCCAGUCAGCAUUGUGAAGAGAGUUUACCUGCGAGUGGAUUUACUGUUGCUAAUCUAUCUACAAGAACAUUAUCUGGUGGACUCACACACACUUGCACGAGGUUGCUCGAGGAUUGGUCUAUUGAUAGCGCAGGAGAUCCCACAGCAAACAACAGCAAGACAUCUUGAAAACAAGCAGUUGUUAAUUUUGUUGGUUACUUUUUGUUGUUAUUUACUCAUUAGUUGUAAGUCCAUAGCCAAGCCUUUCUGAGUUUUGGAGCUGUGUACUAGCUAAGCCAUGUAUCAUCUUCAUUCUCUCUUUUGUCUAUGUUCUGUCAUUCUUAGUUUUUUCACCCUAUGGGUAGGCUAUGUAAUUCUCUUCUCUUAGAAGCACAACUGUUACCAAAGUCAUAGCGACUGUGAUUUCUGAGGUUGUUGUACUUUGAGUAGUUUGAACAGUAGGGUCACACUUCACUGACAUUUUUUUCUGUUUAUGGAAGUUUAUGAUAUCAGAGACUCCCUUGUAAUAAUUUUUUUUUUUUUUAUAUUUCAGAGCUAUUUUACCGUUUGUUCAGGAGUUUGUGUAAGAAAGUGUUACUGUUUGCUGAAUAUCGGCACAUUUACUGACAGCAAACUAAGCGUCUCUGUCUCCUCUAUUGGUCGAGAAAAGUUGGUUGAUGAAAUACAGCUAAAGAUGAUGAAUUGCGCCGGGUGUAUAGACCCUUCUUCUCUUUAGGUCACUGUUCUCUCUUUACUUCAGUUCUGUUAAUAUCACUGCCAAUGUUGUUACUGUGGAUGGGGUGUUUUUUUUCCUCUUAGUGAGUUGGCGCCCUCUCCUGGUCUGCUGUGGUAUGAUAGCUACACCGCAGGACCCUUGAAAUUUCCACAAAAGGCAGACCAUUUCUCUCAGGCAAAAGGAGGGGCAGCUCCAACUGUGUGUAUGAUUUUUGAUGACGAUACUGAGGGCGUUCAUGGUGAUUUUUAUGUUUGGGGUCCUGAAUGAAUGGAUGUGACGAUUAACUUGCAGACCAGCAAACAUUUUUAAUCUUAACUAAAUAUAUGCAAAAAUUGGAGCUGGAAAAGUGAAAAAAUAAGAAGACUUAACGCUUGAUGUGUUUUGCAAAGUUAGAUUUGCUAAUGAAGUCUUGUUUAUUGAAUGCUACUAUGAUACUCUAUGCUACUAUGGUAUGAUUUCACUGCGGCCUGACCUUUAACUUUACUCCAGCGAUUGUGGAAAAGGCUGUGUUAUUGAUGCAUUUGGAAAAAACAAAAAACCUUUACUGUCUUGAACAAAUUCAGCUCUCCUAAACUGUCGGGUGACACUGCAGUUGACCACUUUUUCUUGAUCCCUGCAGCAGUUUCACAGUCGUGGCUAUGGUGCAGUGAAAAUGUGGCCUGUGUGUAGCGAGCUCCUCUGUGUGUUACUAUGUAUUCACUAUGCUUUUAUCAAGAGGACUAACUGACCUUAUGGACCGUCUGUCUUUAUAUGCAUAAACAGCCUCCUUUAUUCUUUUCCAUGUCUGUCUAUUUACCCUUCUCAUAGUACUGGGAGCAGGCUGCUUUUUUUUUUUAUUGGAUAUGUGCUCAACCCGUUGGCAUUAUAACUGUAUAAUAUAAUUUAUCAUUUGUACUAUUGUAACAUACUGUUCUUCUGUAUACCUUAUUAUUCUGUGUAAUGGGUUUUGUAGGAAAAGUCACCGUGGUAUUUUAACGGCAUCUAAACAAACGAACGCAGCAGGCCGCACCCUGUUGGAUGAGGACAACUGUAGCUGCAUUGGUUGAAAAUAAAAUGUGUAUCACUUCAGCUCUGUAA